Messenger RNA from Physella acuta, 4544 nucleotides. RefSeq names its product endophilin-A3. Gene Ontology annotation, biological process: synaptic vesicle uncoating. Gene Ontology annotation, molecular function: protein binding. The record is from RefSeq and is a predicted model, not a curated record. Gene Ontology annotation, cellular component: presynapse; cytoplasm; glutamatergic synapse. Lineage: Eukaryota; Metazoa; Mollusca; Gastropoda; Physidae.
GGACUCGUAUUCAACGUGACGUCACGUUAUUUAGGAGUAGCUGUGUUACUAGCAAGUUAAAUAUAGGCUAGUUGUGAAUAGUGGCCGUGUAGACAUCUGUUCUCAAAUGAUUUUAAUUCCUUAGCGUGGUAGUAAUAAAAAACAAAGAAAAUGUCUUUUGCUGGAUUAAAAAAACAAUUCAAUAAAGCUAAUCAGUACAUGAGUGAAAAGAUUGGAGGGGCCAAGGGUACAGAGCUUGAUGAUGAGUUCGUUGAAAUGGAAAGGCGUAUUGAUGUGUUAGGGAAAUUGGUGGAUGAUCUUAUCAACAAAACACAUGAAUUUCUUCAACCAAAUCCAGGUACAGCAUCAAGGGCAAAGAUGUCCACGAGGAAUGCAAUCUCAAAGUUACGGGGACAAGAAAAUAAGAUCCUGUACCCCCAACCAGAGGGUACACUUGGUGACUACAUGAUCAGACAUGGAACAGAUCUGGGGGAUGACUCUAUGUUUGGGGGUUGUCUGAUUGAAGCCGGUGAAUCAUUCAAGCAUUUGGCAGAGAUCAAGUACAACCUAGAGGACAAUGUCAAACAAAAUUUUCUUGAACCUUUGAAUCAACUUCAAAACAAAGAUCUGAAAGAAGUUAAUCACCAUCGCAAAAAGUUGUCUGGCAGAAGACUAGACUUUGACUGUAAAAGGAGAAAAAAAGAAAAAGGAGGAAAACCUAAUGGGCCAGAAGAAGGUACCUCCUUUCAGAAUUCACGUUCCAAUGUGACAGAGGAGGAACUGAGAGUUGCUGAAGACAAGUUUGAAGAAUCAAAAAAUUUAGCAGAGAAUGCAAUGCAUAAUGUCUUAGAAAAUGAGGUAGAAUAUAUAAGCCAGUUACAAGCUUUCAUUGAAGCUGAAGUUGAUUAUCACAGACAGGCCCUAAACACACUGCAAUCACUGCUUGACACACUGGAGCAGAAGCGAAAUGAGGCUGCAAAUAGACCAAAAUCUGAGCACAUACCUAAGCGUGUCAGUUCCUUUAGGCGUAGUGAAUCUCCCAAUUCAUAUGAUGGUCCCAGCGAUGGUAUGGAAACAGGGAAGUCUGGCAGCUAUAAUUUUAACAACAUUCAAGCACCAUCUUACCACCAGUCUGGCUAUGAUCAGUUUGAUGAUCAGGAUCCUUUUGGAUCAUAUGCUGUUCCUGACACCAAGAAAAAGCCAAUGGCAAAGGCAUUGUAUGAUUUUAUCGCAGAAAACGAGGGUGAACUGGGCUUCCAAGAGGGAGACUAUAUUGAUCUUAUUAGUCAGGUUGAUGAAAAUUGGUAUGAGGGCUCUGUGAAUGGGCAAGCUGGAUUCUUCCCCAUCAACUAUGUCGAGGUGAUCAACCCACUCUGAUGAUACCAGCUGACCAUGCAAGCACCUGUGCUGUCUAGUUUUUGUAUUGAUUCCUACUUAUUGCCUUGUCCUUCUUUACAUUCACAAUGGUUUCCUUUUAGUUUCCUUUCCACUGUCUACAAUGAGUGAAUCAUGCAUAUUUAUUAGUUUUCAAUGUAACUUUUAAACUAUUGAAGGGUGCAGUUUUUAUUGUUUUGGUUGGGAAAAACACCUUUGGUUGUUUUUAUUUUAAGUUGGGCAUGCUGUAAAUAGAACAUAGUGGUAAUACAGCUUUGUCAACUAAUUUUCAACACAAAGUUGUGUGCUGACCUAAGAAGCAUUGUUUGUAGUGCAUACAUAGGAAGUAAAAAAUAUAUUGCCUUAAUGAAAACAUUGUUUAUGUUGUUUCUGUCAGGUGACCCUACAUAACUAAGUAUAAAUUAAUAGGAGAGUAUACUGCUGUGUAUUAAGUCUAAUCGAAUACACCUGGUGAUAAAUGGGCAUGGAAGCUACUUGCAUGAGUCUGUUAGAGCAAUGUAGUGAUGUAGAUUUGUUAGGGAGGAGAAAAAUUGACUUUGAUCCGUAACAUAAGUCUUAGAUUUCAUUUCUUUUGUUUUAAAAUCUAAAUGAUUUCUUAAAUGUUAUUUUAAUGUUAGAAUUUUUAAAAUUUGCAAUUUACAUAACUACUGUAUUUUAAAGUAAUUAUUUUACACCAUAUAAAACUGAUGUAAUUUAAUAGCAGUACAAGAACAAAUGUCUUUUAUCUUUGUAUAGUUGAGUGUUGUGGUAGAUGGCAGCGAUACUAGUAUUAUAGUUGUCUUUCUAUUUCAUCCAGCAUUUACUGGUAUCAUAUCUUGGUUAAAAAAUGAUCUAGACUUGAUUGUCUAUUCACUUUCAAAAAAUGGAACUAUAGAAAUGUAGUAAUAUUGUAAUGUUUGUGUGAUAAUUACUGUUUCGAAGAGAAGAUAAUCAUUGACUUGUUAAAUUAAACUGAUGAAAAAAAUUUUUUGUUGAUACAAGAACACACUUUCAAUAUCUUGUCAAUUAUUCCUAUGAUUUGUAUAUUAUUUUUCUGAUUAUAUGUUCAUUUGGUUGUUUUAAAGGAUUUUUUUUUUUAACUGAUUAUCGGUUAAUUUAACUGGUGUAUUUUCAAACAGAAAAAUAAAUGUUUGGGUUGAUUCCCCCACUCUCCUAUUGUCAUUGUUUAAAUAUAGCACAAUUUUUUUUUCUAAUGAUUUGCUCACUAAAUGGACAACUCAAUAUUUCACCUGUGUAACCUCAUUAUUUAUGUUACUUCAAAAAUCAUUGUUAUAAUUCAAUUUGAUCCUGUACAUGAAAUAUAUUUUGUCUCCUAUAAAAAUUAAGCCCUUGACAUGUUCAUAUUAAUAAAUUUAGUUGUAACUUCAUUAUAGUUUUACUUGAAAGCAAAAUUUCUUCUUUAUAAAUAUGACAGAAAAGUGUAAAUUAUUUUACAGAAUGAAGAUACCAUUUGUUUGUCAGGAAUGUCAAGCAUUGAACUGUUUCUAUGGCUCGUACAGUACUAAGUAGAAAGCUUGUUUAAUGUUUAUGUGUACAUACAUAUGGUGUGUGGCUUUGAUUGCAAUAGUUCUCACAUUGAAGUAGAGUCACCAGAAAUGAAUUGCCUAUAAAAUUUCUCAUCUUUGUUAAAAUUAAUUACCAAAAUAUGACUCACCGAAAUAUGACCAUUACUGGAUUCUGAUCCUAUUAACUGAAUUUGGAAAAUAGAUUGAAUUAAGAUUAACUGGAUUAUUAAUUCAAGCCAUUGAGAUGAUAAUCGUCUGUUAAGCAUAUUUUUGUAAAUCUGGUGGUAGAGCUGGAUGAUAGUAUUGUGACACAUAGCAUAGAUUUCUAUUUCAUGUUUUUUCUGACUGUGAUAGGUGUGCUAGACACUUGUUAGUUAAAUGACAUGUACACAUAGUCAUUUAUCAUCCUACAUUGAUUGUAGAAAAAGUAUGUAUUUCUGUUGUUGUAACAAUGUUUACUAGUAAAUAUUACAUUUCACAUGUCUAGAUCAUGUCCCUCUUUCACUUUUGUUUUAAUAAUAAUAAAAUCAUUAUUGAAGGGAUACAUACCAUUUGCUUAUUUGUUAUUGCUAUUAUGAUUUUCCUGUUGGUAGUUGGUUAGCCUUAUGAAAAUGCUUGACUAUUAGAAAAAAUAAUUUUAAGUUUGAUGUACAAUAAAAGUUAAAAAUAUAUUUAUAGGUUUAAUAUUUUAUUAAAAACUAUAAUUUAUUAUGUAGUUGGUCACAACUCUUUUGAAAAUGUUUUAAUUCAGGUUGUUUUCUUACUGCUGGAGUUUCCUUAUAUCAUACACUGAGGCUGUGUGUAUCUCAAGUGUUAAAUAUCAAAGCUGACACAUCGCUAACUUUUUUUAAAAUCUCAAAAUUGUAUUUGCAAAGUAAAUGCACAUAUAUGAUUUAGAUGAGCAAAGUAAACAAACUACUGUAGAUCCUAUGACUAGUUAACUGCUUAUUGAUAACAUUACCAUCUGCUGUGACUCUUUACUCCCAGCGUUGUGGAUAAUAUAUUUUACCAUGUUUUAAAUUUUGCUAAGACAUAGUACUAGAUGUGUAAUUGUUUUAAAUAUUAAUUCUUUUCUCAAACAACAGCAUUGUAAAUCUACAACCAGCAGUUUAUUAAAAUAUUUCUUUCACAUGUUAAAACUGAGUAAGAUUAAAGUUAAGCUUAGCAGGUCUGGCUUUUCAACACAGGAACAAAAAACUGAGACUUUCUUCAUGAAAUCCAUUUUUUUUCAGACAAAAACCUGAGUUUUUUUUUAUGCUGUUAAUAAAAAAAACAAUGAGAUCUUGGGAAUCGUAUUUUAAAAAAAAAACAGUUUAUUUCAACAUGAACAGUAAAGCUACAAUAUAGAUGAGGUACUUUCAUAUCACCAAUGAUAGAUCUCUGAAUAUAUGCUUUGUUGUUAAGUAGAGAUUACCACACUUGGGUUAUUUUAUGUUUUUUUUAAAAAUAACAUCCUGAGAGCUAUAUUUCACACAAAAGGCAGAUUACUCCUAAAACUCAAACAUACCAGCAUAAUUUACAGUUUUUUUUUUAAAUUACUUCCUUAUUUUACAAAUGUGUUUACCUUUAAAGUCAACAUAUUAUUAUGAUUUGAUUAUUGUGUGACUAAAUUUUAGGGGAUGAUGAUAUGUAGCAUGUAAAUAAAUAUAAUUAUUACAAAAUGUU